Molecule: messenger RNA, 7379 nt
Organism: Callithrix jacchus (white-tufted-ear marmoset)
Lineage: Eukaryota; Metazoa; Chordata; Mammalia; Primates; Cebidae
Gene: HNRNPA3
Product: heterogeneous nuclear ribonucleoprotein A3
Biological process (GO): mRNA splicing, via spliceosome
Cellular component (GO): catalytic step 2 spliceosome
Molecular function (GO): mRNA 3'-UTR binding
Source: RefSeq, a predicted model, not a curated record
GAGAAAUUAACAUCCAUCCAACAUCAUUUCGCGAUUUAACGUUAACAUUUAUACAAAAGUUAUUGAUUAGAACAAAAGUUGUUGAUUAGAACUAACUUGGUUAGGAAACACCUGGACAAACAUACCCUAAAGUGUAGCCAGGUGAUCUUCUUGAUCACAUAUGCAGUGUCUCAUAGGGUACACUGGUGUGAAUACCACUUUCCAAAGUGUUUCACUUUGCAUUUUUCUUUGUAUUCAGAAUUGAUAAAGUGACCAAGACUGUUCACAGUAAUCAGACUUAACCAGACGCUAAGGCUGUACAUUCUUCCAAUGUCUCAAGUGUAUUGCUAGCCAUCAGGAGCACCUGAAUACGCAGAAUACAUAAAAGUUUGAGAAAAAGGAAUCAAAGCAACAGGAGUCUGGUUUGAACGGUUAUUUCAUCCAAAUUACAUUAAGGACUGCUAACUGGUUUCUGCCCCACAAAAGUACCCUUUGUUCAUGUUUCCAAACUAUAACACAGGUCCUCCCUGGGCAACGCCUAGAUAAAUUAACAAAUUCUUAGAUUUUGCGCUCCCCUUUUCCAAAUUCCAAGCCGACCACUCCGCGUUUGUUAACAGAAACUUUUAAUAUAACUGAUUAGAUUUCUAAUCUUUCCUAGGGAGAGCCCGCUCAAUUCUAAGAGUAGGUCAUAUGGGUUGCUAAGUUAAAAUAUAAAGCAUUUCCUAAUGAAAAGGGAGGCUGGUCAAUCGUGAUUAUUUUUAUCAACAACUUUAAAUAUAGAUCCAUAGAUUAUUAAUUUAUGGCUGUCGUGGGUAUUAGGAGAUGACCUAAUCCCAUUUUCAUUAAAAAAAUUAAAACUAAAGUUCUGUAAAGUCAAAUGAUCUGGGCCGAGAAAGGAUCGGAUCUCUAGAGCAUCAUGGUAACAAUCAUUCGCAAACAGGAAGCAUUAUCUGGCGAUUCUGCUUUUUUGGAAAUCUUGUAAAUUAUUCAGUUUCGUAAAUUCCGUCAGCUAGAAAAGAUGCUUCAGCUCUUUCCACACUAACUUGAAAGCAGCACAUUAGAAAAUAGUCCUGACUUGUUUCUUGAGAUCAGUGAAUAACUGAUGAACUGACCUCCACCAGUCCUGCCUCUGUUAAGGAGUAAAAAUUCUGUAAGUCAGCCGCGUUUUGAGGCCUGUCCAAGGUGCCUGUGAUUCCCACAUGUCGGAGUCGCAGGGAUUUUUCGGUACAUGGCGCCGCAGUCAGACAUUGGUCCCUGGCAUUUGGAAACAGGAGAGGUGGUCCGGGAGGCCGAGGGGUUUUUCUUGCCACUUUUAAAUUACAAGCAAGAAAAACGUGCGUUUUAUUUCAGGCACAGGAAAGGAAUGAAUUCGGAAACACAGAACGAGAGGUCUGCGUGGGGAAAGAAGGACAGGCGCAUGAAGAAAGGUAAAGGCCUUUCUCUCUGGUGACAAGCAGUCACGAGGCAGUCUCCAUACGUGGGUACUCACUAUUGGCUGAGCCCGAGCUGACGUCCGGACCAACGUCCAGACGCAAACCGCGGCAAAGGCGGUCCAGCCCUGGAAAUUGGCAAGGCGCGCGCGCUCCCGCGGCACACCGCGCCUCCGCCCUCCGCCCGCCAACCCGCUGGUCCAGUCCCUCUUCGCGCCCGCUUGGCCCCGCCCCCUUCUCAGUUCGCUCCUCCCCCACCAGACUGGCGGCGCGCGGAAAACGCGUCACGUGACGACUGCCCCCGCCUCUUCCUCUCGGUCCCAUAUUGAACUCGAGUUGGAAGAGGCGAGUCCGGUCUCAAAAUGGAGGUAAAACCGCCGCCCGGUCGCCCCCAGCCCGACUCCGGCCGUCGCCGUCGCCGCCGGGGGGAGGAGGGCCAUGAUCCAAAGGAACCAGAGCAGUUGAGAAAACUGUUUAUUGGUGGUCUGAGCUUUGAAACUACAGAUGAUAGUUUAAGAGAACAUUUUGAGAAAUGGGGCACACUUACAGAUUGUGUGGUAAUGAGAGAUCCCCAAACCAAACGUUCCAGGGGCUUUGGUUUUGUGACUUAUUCUUGUGUUGAAGAGGUGGAUGCAGCAAUGUGUGCUCGACCACACAAGGUUGAUGGGCGUGUAGUGGAACCAAAGAGAGCUGUUUCUAGAGAGGAUUCUGUAAAGCCUGGUGCCCAUCUAACAGUGAAGAAAAUUUUUGUUGGUGGUAUUAAAGAAGAUACGGAAGAGUAUAAUUUGAGAGACUACUUUGAAAAGUAUGGCAAGAUUGAAACCAUAGAAGUUAUGGAAGACAGGCAGAGUGGAAAAAAGAGAGGAUUUGCUUUUGUAACUUUCGAUGAUCAUGAUACAGUUGAUAAAAUUGUUGUUCAGAAAUACCACACUAUUAAUGGGCAUAAUUGUGAAGUGAAAAAGGCCCUUUCUAAACAAGAGAUGCAGUCUGCUGGAUCACAGAGAGGUCGUGGAGGUGGAUCUGGCAAUUUUAUGGGUCGCGGAGGAAACUUUGGAGGUGGUGGAGGUAAUUUUGGCCGUGGUGGAAACUUUGGUGGAAGAGGAGGUUAUGGUGGUGGAGGUGGUGGCAGCAGAGGUAGUUAUGGAGGAGGUGAUGGUGGAUAUAAUGGAUUUGGUGAUGGUGGCAACUAUGGCGGUGGUCCUGGUUAUAGUAGUAGAGGGGGUUAUGGUGGUGGUGGACCAGGAUAUGGAAACCAAGGUGGUGGAUAUGGUGGCGGUGGUGGAGGAUAUGAUGGUUACAACGAAGGAGGAAAUUUUGGUGGUGGUAACUAUGGUGGUGGUGGGAACUAUAAUGAUUUUGGAAAUUAUAGUGGACAACAGCAAUCAAAUUAUGGACCCAUGAAAGGGGGCAGUUUUGGUGGAAGAAGCUCGGGCAGUCCCUAUGGUGGUGGUUAUGGAUCUGGUGGUGGAAGUGGUGGAUAUGGUAGCAGAAGGUUCUAAAAGCAGCAGAAAAGGGCUACAGUUCUUAGCAGGAGAGAGAGCGAGGAGUUGUCAGGAAAGCUGCAGGUUACUUUGAGACAGUCGUCCCAAAUGCAUUAGAGGAACUGUAAAAAUCUGCCACAGAAGGAGCGAUGAUCCAUAGUCAGAAAAGUUACUGCAGCUUAAACAGGAAACCCUUCUUGUUCAGGACUGUCAUAGCCACAGUUUGCAAAAAGUGCAGCUAUUGAUUAAUGCAAUGUAGUGUCAAUUAGAUGUACAUUCCUGAGGUCUUUUAUCUGUUGUAGCUUUGUCUUUUUCUUUUUCUUUUCAUUACAUCAGGUAUAUUGCCCUGUAAAUUGUGGUAGUGGUACCAGGAAUAAAAAAUUAAGGAAUUUUUAACUUUUCAAUAUUUGUGUAGUUCAGUUUUUCUACAUUUUAGUACAGAAACUUUAACAAAAUGCAGUUUUGAAGGUGUUUCCUUGUGAGUUAACAAGUAAAGAAGAUCAUUGUUAAUUACUAUUUUGUAUGAAUUUUGCUAAAGUUAACUGUAAAGAAACACCUGCUGACUUGCAGUUUAAGGGGAAUCUAUUCUCCCCAUUUCCAAACCAUAAUAUGAAUGGGCACUGACAUGUGGAGAGAAUAGAUAUAUGUGUGUUUGCAAUGUGUGUUUUAGGUAAAUAGGACUGGGUAUUUAAAUUAGCAUUUGUGAAUUUAAUAGCAUUAAGAUUACCUUCAAAUGAAAAAUAUCUCAAAACUUCUAUUUGGUUUUUGUGCAUUUUCUUUUAAAAUGUAAUCACAUGAUUUUAGUGUGUUAGACUUGCUGAGUCCUAGCUGUGUUUAGAACAUCUUCAUUCUACGUUUAGCUUGGUCAAAUUUGAACUGCUGCCAUAGGUUUUGGGUGUAAAGAAUGUUUAACUGCCCUCCAUUUAAAUUCAGAAAAGGGGUAGUGGAUGUUUUCUCUCUCUUACGUUAGAAACCAUUCUUUAAAACUUUUCAAAAUACAGGACCAUUAAGCCUGCUAUAUCCGAGCAAAUUAGUGGGUACCUUUUUUUUUUCUUUUUUAAAGCACAAGAGGCCCAUAAAUCAUCAGAUAUUUUCCUUGGUUUAAAUUUAUAUAUAUAUAUAUAUAUGUAAGUUUUCAGAGUAAGAGAAUAAAAAUCAUGCAUUAUUAAACCCCUAACUGGCUGGCAUGCUUUCCUGUUUGUACCCUAUACAUUUUGCUGGAUGAAACCAAGGAUAGUUUAGGUAUAACUAUCCAAAAUAACCUAACUGCAGCAGAAAUGUAGCAGCACAGUUGCUUAGUACAAGCUUCUCACUUCCUACAGACCUGAAUUCAAAUUUGGAUAGUCUGAGUUCUUAAAUUUCCAAAGAACACACUGUAACUUCUUGUGUAUAUUUCAACAUAAAUCAUAUUGUUACCAAUUCGUUUGGAAGGCCCUGGUUGAGAAGAGUUUUAGAUAAUAAGGUCAUAUAUAUAUAUAUUAAUAUAAAUCAAUGUCUACUGUUUUGCGCCAGCUAGUACUUACAGUUUCAUUCGAUCCCUGAGUAUGUGCCCUGCUGUUAUUCUUUCUUGGUAGUUGAAUGUUGAAUUCAAGAUUCUUUGUUUUAAGAAGUACUAAGCAAAACAAGCAAUAAAAAGGGGAAUGGGGCGUGCUAGUGUUUGAAUAUGCUCUCUUGUUGCUCUAAUUCUGUGCCUCUGUGCAUUAAUAUUUGGAUGCAUGCAAUGCCACCAUGGAAAUUGGUCUUCACACAUACUGCAGUUUUCCAGAAACACUCACAAACAAUAAAUGUAACAGACAUUCCAUUUGUUAAUGGGCAUAUAUGUGAAAAAGCAGUGUAGAAAAUAGGCUAAUAUUAGAAAAUGGUUAAGUCCUUAAUAACUUCAAGUGUGGUUAUAUAAUGGACACUGUCAAUGUUCAUAACUUAAACCUGGGUACCUGGUCAAAAUAAUGCUUGGGAAACAUUAAAAUUGAGCUAAAUUGUCUCAAGUUCUUUUAUUCAUAAAUAAAGUUUAAAGGAAUGGGGGAGAUUGACAUUUCCUGUUUUAUGUUUGUGAAAUUGUUUGGCACAACCUUGACAGUAUCCUUUAAUGGCAUAUAAGGUUAAUUGUACUGUUAACCAACUUUCUAUGUUCUGGAACUAGUAUUAUAGUGAAAACAUUUACAGUAAGUUGAUGUUUACAACCUAUAAGCAGGUGAAAUCUGUGUAUGUGACCUGUUUAUAAGUUGUAUUAGCUUAGCUCUUGUGAACAGUGUGGAAAAGUAAGCCAUGAGGAGAGCGAUUUAACCAGCUUUAAAGGACCUAAGAUGUGCUUUUUAAGCACAGUGUGGAUCAAAGGAAACUCACUAAGACAGGACUUCAGCAGCCUUUUGUGUAUGGACAAGUCAGCAUAAAUAAAGAAUGACAAGGCAGCAGCAAGAGCUUCAACUACAGAGAAGUGAAGGCAUAAGAUACUAUGAUGAUAGUGAGCAACUUUUCAAAAGCUAGUUAAUCUGCUUAUUACAACUGAAAUAUCGAAGAAAGUCUAGCAGGAAGGAGCUCUUCGCCUUUUGGAACAUCAAUGAGAGAUAGUUGCCACAGUCACUAGGUCUAGCAUUUAGACCUGCAAGGAAGGGCAAUAAGCAUUAGGUAAGGCUUGAAUUUGAAUUUUUUCACUAAUUAAAGAAUAAUUUUUUGUAAAGCAAGGUAAGAGUAAUCUUUUUGAUUUGCAGGUUGAAUGAGAACCCUACUUGCCUAAAUGCGGAAUGUCUUUCCUACCAUCUAAAAUACGAAGGUUUCUGGCUGGGUAAGGUUUGUAGCUGACAGUAAAACCUGAUGACACCAUUUGUUUCCCUACAAGUACAUAUUUCACAACUUUGUCCCUUUCUAGUAGGCACAUUGGUAAAAUUCUUCAGCUUAAAACUACCUUGGUACCAUGAUCAACACAUUGAAAUUUUAGUUUUAAAAAUUGCCCUGCAAUAGUCAUAACUAUUCAUCUGGAGUCAGUUGUGACCCCUUGUGUAUAUCAUUUUUUAUUAUUGUCUUCAGGGUAAACUCAAUUUUUGGUAGAAGGUAGCUUCAGCUUUGGUGAAAACCAAUUUUUAAUAAGCACUGCACACCACAGACUCAGUAGGCUGGCAAUCCUCAUAUUGGGAAAAACACCUUCAGAGGAACAGUAAAAGUUACCAGGGCUCAGCACAGCAGGUCAUGCCUGUAAUCUCAGCACUUUGGGAGGUCAAGGCAGAUGGAUCCGAAGUCCAGGAGUUUGAGACUUGCCUAUAGACAAAUUAGCCAGGCUUAGUGUUGCACAUCUGUAGUCCUGGCAGCUUGGGUGGCUGAGAUGUGAGGAUCCCUUGAUCCUAGGAGGUCAAGGCUACAGUGAGCUGACUGCCCCACUGUGUUCCAGCCUGGUUGACAGACCUCAUCUCAGAAAAGUUAACAGAUGUCACAGAUAAAAGUUGGUCUUCAAGUGGCCUCAUAAGUUCUCUUGUAUAUAAAUUCAGGGAAUUCAUUGGACCAACAGGUUACAUUUUGGUUCCUUUUUUUGUUUAGGUUCAUCUGUUAACCAGAAGCAGUGGGGGCCUAAUUAGUGCUCCUUUAUAAAAAGACAUUUUUUCCAAAGAAUACUGAAUUACUGUUCAAACUGGUUGUUCAUGGUUAAUAAGGGCUGUUUUUGCUGCCCCAAAAGGACUUAACAAUUAAGGUGGUUAGUUUACCCUAAUGGAGACAAAUACUGAAAAUGCAAACUAGUUUCCAAAUUACCGGUUUCCUACAUGAAGAACAGUCAGUUUGCCAGUGUACUUAGAAAAUGGCUGUUGGCUCUAUCUAAAUGAGAACCCAGUUUCUACACAUGUUGAGUAAGGUAACAGCCUUUGAAUUUCCUUUACAAUAUGGUUUUAGUGAAGCAAAUUUCCUAAGAAAGGAAACGUUUUUAUUUUUUAAGUGCAUUGUUCUUUCUAGUUCGUUUCUUUAUGAAAAUAAAAUUGUUUUAUUUAAACAUAGUUCCAUUGUCGUUUCUGAAAAAUACAGUAUUAGUUGUAGCAGCAGUUUAAAAAAAUUGUUAUAUAAGUGGUUGAGGCAGAAUUAACUGAUUUUGUUAAACCAAAUUAUGGGUUAAUGCUUCUAAUAUUACACUUCUAAAAAGCUGAUUUUAUAUUCAUGUUCUACAGGAGAAUAUGUGGUAAUAAAGUGUAUUUGUUAAGUAAUAAUUGAAAUAGGCUUGAUUUUAAGAAUUCCAGUAUAUAAUAGUCAACAAUUUGAAACCUAAUUAAUGAUAGUAUCUCUUGGAGUUCCAGUAAUUGAUGUCACAAAAUAGUGAAUAAGCAUGCCAGUGUGCAAGGGUAAUGUAAGGAUUGUUAGCCUAUCUAAAUAUUCAAAAUGAUAAAACCUAAGUGUGUUUUCUAAUUUUUAAGAAUUCAGAAGUGUUCUGUAAUGGAUUCAGAUGUUUCAUUUGUAGUCUGAUGAAAUGUUUACAGAAAGAUAACUUUUUCAUUAAAAUAUUUUUAGAAAUGUG